Marchantia polymorpha subsp. ruderalis is the source of this 1130-nucleotide messenger RNA. The record is from the annotation of a GenBank genome assembly. NCBI's taxonomy places the organism in Eukaryota, Viridiplantae, Streptophyta, Marchantiopsida, Marchantiales, Marchantiaceae.
GGAAACUGAAAGUCUCUUGUUCCUUUGCCUUCGCCUUCCCUUCCCGUCUCUCGCCUCGCGCUCGUGCUCGUGCUCGUGCGUGUGCGCCUUCUCCUUCUUCUUAUCCAGUGACGCAUUCUCUCGCUCCACUUCUCCGAUCGAACCCGUCGCCUCGCUUGCGUCUUGCGUUGGUUCCUUCGUCUUUUUUUUCCAAUCGCUCGUCCGUUGGCUGGCCUUGCGGUGGUUCGUUCUUUCUUCGGGCUGUGUGAUUUCGGCCUUAUCUUGAGCCGCGACGAGUUCUUGCCUCGGCGCACCUUUUGUAUCGUAGAGAGGCGGCGUGUGGGUGUGGGUGGAUGGUCUGAGGGCGACGUAUAGAUUGGUUUGUUGACGGGAAUUUGAAAGUUGGGUGCUGGAAUUGAGAGGGAAGCACGUCAAGAUGAGGAAGGAGGAUACUGUCAAGCUAAUUAGUGCGGAAGGCUUUGAAUUUGUCAUCGACCGGAAGGCUGCUCUCGUCUCAAAUACUCUCAAGAACAUGCUGACGUCCUCGGGAAGCUUCACUGAGACCGAACUGGGAGAGGUGAGGUUUCCCGAAAUUAGCACCCCAAUUCUCGAGAAAGUGUGCCAGUACUUCUACUGGUCUCUGCAGUUUGCCAGUGGCAAGGAGACUGAGUUUCACAUCGAACCAGAAAUUACUCUUGAGCUCAUGAUGGCAGCGAAUUACUUGCACACUUGAAAGGCCGCUUGGUGUGCGGGUCUAUGUUCUUUAUCCAGGCUUUCUUGAGGUUUUGGGACAUGGAAUGAAGAUAGUAGAGAGCUAGGCGAGGAAAGCAGUAUCGAUUUUCCCACAUUCUUAUUUUACUUCGGCUGUUACCACUCUCUUCUCGCCAAGACUCGGUCUCUGCAAGGCAAGGCCAUUUUCUACUAGCUGACGAUCUACCGUGAUUACAUUAGACAUAAGAGUACUGCCUAGCUUCUUCGUAGGUAGGAAUUCUUCUCAUAAAUGAAGUUGUCAGCUCAGCCAGGAUUGGCGCCGUUGCCCACGACACCGAGUAGCUGGCUUUUGCUUAAGACCGAAAAUUUGCGUCACAAUGACACUGCAAAUUGUAAAUAAUCCAAUUUUGUAAAGGGGAUUUUCUUCUUGAUUAUGGCCA